AUGAGUGCGGCAUUCGGGUCGUCCUUCGCGAUGAUGCAGCGUCCGGUGGGAAACACCACUGCCUUCAGCAUCGACUCGCUCAUCGGCGGCUCCCAGCAGCCCAGUCCGGGACACUUCGUGUACACUGGCUACCCCAUGUUCAUGCCCUACCGCUCUGUGGUGCUUCCUCCUCCUCCUCCUCCUCCACCUCCUCCUGGUCUGAAUCAGGCGCCUCCUCAUCAUCAGCUCGCCGCUUUACCGGCCGCAAUACCGGGCGCUUUCUGCUCCAGUUUGGCGCAGGGCAUGGCGCUCACCUCCACGCUCAUGGCCAGCCUGCCCCAGCACCCGGAAGCGGCCCGGAAGUUCGGCACGCAGGCGCUGCACGCGGCCUUUGACAAAUCCCAUGAGAUCCGACUGGACGCAGAAGACGGCAAAAGUUUCCUGACCAAAGACGCCGCUGCGCUUCUGCCCUUCCACGAUGAGCCUCUGCAGUCCGCUACAGCCGGUGCUGUUUCAGGUCACGGCAAAGACGAUCCCAAGGAAGACGAGUGCACGAGGAAGGACGAGAGCUUCUCCAUGGACAGCGACCUCGACUACAGCUCGGAUGACAACAUGCCCUCUGCGUCCAACCCGCUGUGUGCCAAAGAGGACGGCGAGGUGAGUGCAGGCCUGGAGGAGAGCGCGCGCUCCGGGAGCGGCGCCUCGGGGGGGAAAAACCGGAGGCGGCGGACGGCGUUCACCAGCGAGCAGCUGCUGGAGCUGGAGAAAGAGUUCCACUGCAAGAAGUACCUGUCUCUGACAGAGCGCUCGCAGAUCGCGCACGCCUUGAAACUCAGCGAGGUGCAGGUGAAAAUCUGGUUUCAGAACCGCAGAGCGAAGUGGAAGCGCGUCAAGGCGGGGAACGUGAACACGAAGGCGGGCGAGCCGUCCCGAAACCCCAAAAUAGUGGUUCCCAUUCCCGUGCACGUGAGUCGCUUCGCCAUCCGGAGCCAGCAUCAGCAGCUGGAGCAAGCCAGACCGUGAUAUGCGCUGGGCU
This is a messenger RNA of Ictalurus furcatus (blue catfish), 1015 nucleotides long. It is a transcript of the gene gbx2, whose product is annotated as gastrulation brain homeobox 2. Gene Ontology annotation, molecular function: RNA polymerase II transcription regulatory region sequence-specific DNA binding; DNA-binding transcription factor activity, RNA polymerase II-specific. The transcript is spliced from 3 exons. NCBI's taxonomy places the organism in Eukaryota, Metazoa, Chordata, Actinopteri, Siluriformes, Ictaluridae. The record is from RefSeq and is a predicted model, not a curated record. Gene Ontology annotation, cellular component: nucleus. Bases 1 to 1002 code for a protein of 333 amino acids. Gene Ontology annotation, biological process: regulation of nervous system development; regulation of transcription by RNA polymerase II.